Hypanus sabinus (Atlantic stingray) is the source of this 2157-nucleotide messenger RNA. RefSeq names its product tubulin cofactor a (gene tbca). Gene Ontology annotation, cellular component: microtubule cytoskeleton; cytosol. The record is from RefSeq and is a predicted model, not a curated record. NCBI's taxonomy places the organism in Eukaryota, Metazoa, Chordata, Chondrichthyes, Myliobatiformes, Dasyatidae. Bases 109 to 435 code for a protein of 108 amino acids. Gene Ontology annotation, molecular function: beta-tubulin binding. The transcript is spliced from 4 exons. Gene Ontology annotation, biological process: post-chaperonin tubulin folding pathway; tubulin complex assembly.
GGCGCAUGCGCGACCGUCUCGCCGGGUUGCUAGGUGGCGACAGUUCAGCGUGAGACGCGGGUAUUUUUCUGGUCACAUUUGGUAACCGUUUAUAACAGGAACACAAGUAUGGCGGAUCCCAGGACAAGGCAGAUCAAAAUCAAAACCGGUGUGGUGAAGCGGCUGGCAAAGGAAAAACGAAUGUAUGAAAUGGAAGCCAAGGAACAGGAAGAAAAAGUUGAGAGGAUGAAAGUUGAGGGAAAUGAUCAAUAUCUGGUUAAAAAGCAGAUGGAAAUUUUGCAAGAAUCACGUAUGAUGAUUCCAGACUGUCAACGGCGAUUGGCAACUGCCUAUGGCGACCUUACACAACUUCUGGAAAGCGAGAAAGAUUUGGAAGAAACUGAGGAAUACAAGGAAGCCCAGGCCACAAUAGGAUCAAUUAAAUUAGAAGCAUAGAACCUAUUUAACAAUGAUAAUCUCUUUUGUUUUUAAUACUUACAAUGUCCAUUCCAUUUCCCUCUUUAUUUUUGCUUUAGACAUUGUGAUCCUGUUAUUAUUAAGCUUGGGUUAUAUGCAUCAAUCCUGUGUAAUCAUUGUACAUGAGACCAAGUUUGUGCCACAUCAUGGUGAAAUAAUGAAACAUUAAAUAAAUGUACAUGCUGACAAUGAGUUGUCUUAUUUAUGUGUGCAUCUGACAUGUAAAUGCCUUUUUGCUAAGGGAUACUUUUCAUUCUGCUUAUGGGAUAAAGUGAAUAUAGAUGGAGAUCCAGCAACUUAAUGGUUGCAUUUCAGCAAAUGCUGUAUCAUUGGUCAAAGAUGUAUUGGUGAAAUAUACAAAUUUUAUCUUAAAAAAAAAUUAACUUACCUAAGACCAGAGGCAGCUUUGUUUGUUUCAAGUGAUUUAAUUGUUUUGCCAUCAAACCCACUUAGUGGGAUGAAUGCACCCUGUGAACCAUUAAUCUGAUCUCAACUUGAAGAGUGUAACUUUAUCUAGCCUCGUCUCCUGCUGCUUGGUUGUGUAAUACUGGCUAUGACAUAAAUUCAAAUACUGAAAACUGCUUGGUGACUUGCAUUGAAUCUUAUGAAUCUUUUCACCAGCCUUUUUAUAGGAUUAAAAAUAAGUGUCAUCAUGGUGGCACAUGGUACUUUAAACUUGUUGCAGCAGUACUAACAGCAUAGUAUUGACCAGUUGGUUUUGUGUGGUGUUAUACCAAUAUUGAUAUGUCAUAAGAUGAUGGCCAGCAACUUAUUUUGGUCUUUCUUUGCAUUAUAAUUUUGUUAUUAUGUAUCGCAAUGUGCUGCUGCUGCAAAACAACAAAUUUCAUGACCAUUGUCAUUGAUAUUAAGCCUAAUUCUGAUUCUGAUCAAACUAAAGUUUGAUUUGUAAUGAGGUUUGAGAGAUUUUCUGUUCUAUUACUCCUGUUUAAAAUCAUUUAGACUAAUUUUGUGUCUCACUGGUAGACCGGCAGUGGGCUUAACUACCUGGUAAAUAUUGUAAUCUGACAAAAUUGCUGAAUGUAGAAUAGGAAGACUACCCAAUCUGUUGAAAUUUUAAGCAUCCAGUGUACUGAGGUAUUAAACUUUAUAUUAUACUUUUUAAACAUUUUGUAAUUGAUAAUUAUAGUACCAAACAAGUUUGUAGAUAAAAUGCAAGGAACAAUUUAAAUAAGUCUCCAUGUAUUUCAGUGGAGUUAACUUCAACUCACUUGUGAGAUAGUGGUACAUCAUAGCAAAGCAUACUCCUUAUAUGAGCUAUAUUACACAUCGUAUUUCUCUUCUCUAUGGUGGAAAGGUCAGCUAAUUUCAGAUUUCUAUUUUUACCAUCUGCAUCACUCAACUCAGGCUGCAAAUUCAUUUUCUGUGGUUAUUUUCAAGAGUUUGAUUCUGCAUAGUUAAUGAGAAGAGGUCCAACAUUAUCUUACAUAUGUCAUAUGAAACACAUUGGAAAGCAAUGCUCAUGUCCAUCUUAUUUCAUAUUUGACCAUUAAAGGAUGGCCAUUGAUCUCUGGUGCCACCCUAUCUGUAUUUAAUGUUUUUUUUGUUAACAUUGAAAUAUUUUUUAUUGAUUUUCUUAGAAUAUAUUGUUUAAAAAAUACAAGAAACAAAUACUUUUCACUGUAUGCAAAGGCAUUUGUGUAAGGAUGACAUAAAUUAAACGAGCCUUAUUCCAAGAAUGUA